This is a messenger RNA of Pecten maximus, 1227 nucleotides long. RefSeq lists its product as uncharacterized. The record is from RefSeq and is a predicted model, not a curated record. The transcript is spliced from 3 exons. The coding region runs from base 123 to 914 and encodes 263 amino acids. NCBI's taxonomy places the organism in Eukaryota, Metazoa, Mollusca, Bivalvia, Pectinida, Pectinidae.
AAGGUAUGUCGUGACUUCACAGAACUUCACGGAGCAAUUUCAUGCUUGAAAAAUUUCGAAUAUAGAUGUUCAACAUCAGCACGAGCAGUCAUCAGUUGAGCUGGAUUUAGGACAGAAGCAACAUGGCCAAGUGGAUGUGGUCUGUUGGUGUGAUGGUGGUCAUUGGUAUGGUAGUGAGUGUCUCCGGACAUGGAGACGUGAAGGAUCCACCCAGUAGAGGGCUUGUCGCUGGCUAUCACACUCCAUGGGGAGUCAACUGCGGAGGGCGAACGACACAAAUAGCAAACGGUGGAAAGUGUGGACCCUGUGGUGACGACAUUACUCAAUCACAACCCCGACCGUUCGAAGAGGGGGGAACAUAUUACAAUGGCGCGGCUGCAAGGAAGCAGUACGACUCUGGGGAUACCAUUCCUGUUGUAGUGAGGAUCACGGCAAACCAUCUGGGCUUCUUCGACUUCAAACUCUGCCCGAGUGCCAAUAAAACAAGGCGGACAACGGAACUGGAACAAUGCCUAGACCAGUACCCCCUCGAUAUCAUUGAUGACGUGGCGGGGACACGGGGCAAGAAGUGGCCAUUGGCUGGUAACGUAAUGGGCGACAUAAAUCUCAAGAUUGUGUUGCCGACUGGAGUCACGUGCGAUCAUUGCAUUCUUCGGUGGGAUUGGAUAGGAGGAAACAAUUGCUGUGGCGCGCCCCAAGAAGAAUUUCGAAACUGCAUGGACAUUGAAAUAAUAGGAGACUCUAAUUUGACUCCUGCGCCCACUCCAGCACAUACCCAGGCGCCAACGCCAGCCCCCACACUGGCCCCUAUUUUGACGUCCUGUCCAUCACAAACUGUACUAGGGUGUACACCUGUGCCACCUUUGCCAAGUAUAGACUGCCUGAAAGACUGGUGUACUAACAGGCUGCAGUGAUAAAUCCUCCGAAUGCACGAGCGACAGAUGCAGGUGCGCGUGUGUCAAGCUAGAGCGACAGUGUACCUUUGUCAACACCAAGUAUUCCGGAGUAGUACCCAACGAAGAUGAUUGGUGUAAAAAGAUGUGUGACGGAGGUGCGUGCAGCAAGGCCCACUGUGCCUGUAACUACGACUGAUGUUUGACAAAUGCUUAUCCCUUACUCACAACUAACACCCAAUUUCUUCAAACUGUUGACAGAUAAUCUCUAACAUCAGAGUGUAUUCUUUGAACAUGAUCUGUUUGUUUAUGCUAAUAAAGAUAUAUGGCUGCA